UUCGAUAACUCUAAAAGGAAUAUAAUAGAGUUUAUUUAUGUAAAAUUAAUUUUAAUAGUUUCCUCGUCGUUUAUGAUUGUUUACAGAUUUUGGAGGAAGGUGCUUCGUUGAAUGUUUGCUUUCUCACGGGAAUUAGUAGCUCAAUAAAACGAAAGAAAGUUUUGUAUACGAGUUCCCAAAUGGAUCUAGAGACGAAAUGGCGAAGUUUAUGGAAACCGGAUUUGAAAUGUUGUCCAUGGCGUGUCCUACAAGCCGAUGAGUAUGUCUAUUUGAUCAAAACUCGCUUUGGAGAGAAUUGUUACGAAUGCAUGAUUACAGACCUCACUAAUUACUGGUGCGAAUCAUUAACAGAAAGCGAAUGUUGCCAACGUUUACAGGAACUUAAUCCCAAUCUAGAAGCUCCAAUUUCUAAAAUUCUUGAGCAUAUUAAACUGAAUAUAGAUAAAAAUCCGUCUGACAAUUUGAGAAUUUCCAAAGAUGACAAAGGAACUAUGCAUAUAUGGAUUAAUUCCAAACUUUCUAGGUUCCCUUUCACUUGGCAAUUGAUUGGAGAACCAGCACAUGAAGAAAUGGUCUCUGAGAACAUGACUAUUCCACUUUUAAUGAUGGUGUCCGAGUUGAAUCGUCGCCAGAGAGAACUUAUUCAUAUUAUUUCCAAAAAGGAUUUAGAAAUUGAGGAUUACAGAGCCCAGUCUGUUAAACUUAAUCAAAAGCAAUUAGCAACUGUCUACUUUGAUGAAACAUCCUUUGGAAACAAUAUGGUGCUAUCAAAGGAAUUUGAAGAUAAUGUGAAACUGUUGGGGACAACUGCUUUUGAAAGUUAUGGUCAGGAUCUUUAUCGGCAAAUUAUGACAAAAUACACAUGGUUGCACAAAUGUAGCAAAGCAGAUCCAGAAACCUUUGAAAUUACAAAACCCAUAGAAGAAUCUUCCAAUGUGUUCACAGAGCUUGCUGAACUGUCGACUGCUGUAGAAGAACAUGAGCAGAAGGUUAACAUUGGCCCUGACAUCUAUGAUUGCAACCAGUGCAUAUUUUCAACCAGUUCUCAAGAACUUCUGCUUCAUCAUGUCAGCAUGUACCACAGAGACUCUGCUCUAAGUAUCAAUGCCAACUUUGAUGGUCAACUUCAGCAAACAGUUCUGGCUGAUCCAUUGCCAUUGUUUAAUGCUGGGAAUAUAUCUUGUCCACAAUGUGGUCAGCACUAUAAAACUCAAUAUGGAUUGCAGAGUCACAUGAAUUCUAAACACCUUGGAAAAUUUCUAUUCAACUGCUCGAUAUGCGGUCGUGGUUUUGAUAGUUUCUGGACAUACAAAGCUCACAUUGACAAACAUCACAUACUAGAAGAAAAAUGUGACCGAUGUAAUUUAACAUUUCGUUUCAAAAAAAGUUUGUUAUCCCAUAAACGUUUCUGUGGUCGUACAAAGCACCAUGGUGGUGAGUUGUUUCGAUGUAACAUCUGUGAGCAGACUUGUUCGUCAAAAGACUCUCUUUCCACUCACAUGCGUGGUCAGCAUGGCAGUCAACAUUAUCGAUGUCGACGCUGCAAUAAGAUUUAUAAAUGGCGUUCAUCAUUGCGGUACCAUACUGAGAAAUGUUUUAAUCAGCCAGUUAUUCUCAACACAGAAAUACCAAAUCACAAUCUUUGUUGCUGAUGGCUGUUUAACUAUUCAACAAUAUAUAGGUCAAAUUUAUGUAUAUAUAUUAUAUUUUCUAUCAAGGAGUUGUUUUGCUUCUGACAGUCUGUAGUUUUAGGUGUACUGGGUGAGGAAAGGACAGCAACAACACCAAAGACAUUGCUGCUCUUAAUAAUUUGUAGGUGUUUUCACAACUAGGCUUCAAAAUGUAUUUUUGCUACAAGAAAAAAACAAAAGAAAAAAUAAAAUAAAAGACACAUUAGCAGGCUGAAGGUUGAGGAUUUGAAAUAAUUCUGUAUUGCAUCAAUAGUUAUGAGAAGUUACAUCUGAGUUCAAAUCCUAUCAGAAUUAGAUUUGAUUUUUACCUUCCACCUUGAGUCUUAUAUAAACAAGUACCAGACAAAUAGCAGGGGCUUCUGUUUAAUUCAUUAUUUUCCCUGUUGCCUACAAAUUUGUGGAUUUGUGCCAAACGAUAUCAUUAUUAGUUAAAGGACAAAACUGAGGCUGGAUCUUGUACUGCUAUUUUUUUAUUUUCCUUUGCUUUACACACCAUCUGUUUCUCAUCACCUUAAUCCUUUAGCAUGUAAACUGGUCAUAUCAGGCCAAAAUACUCUACCUGUUUUAUGUUCAGACAGGCCAGAUUCAGUCUCUCACACCUAUCCUACAUAAUGUCAUUCUAAAAAUAAACAAUCACAUCCUCAGAAUCAUGAAACUACAAGGUAAUGCAUGAUUAUUCAAAGCAAUGUGAAUAAAUAAGCAUUACAUUUUGACAGAGUAGUCUGAAUGCUAAAGGGUUAAACUCAUUCUUAAUAUUCAGUUUACCUUUCAUUCUGCUGAAAAAUGAAUUGUUUUUUCUGAAAUUUCUAUCUUACAUUAAAACAUUAAUUUUCAACAAUUACAUCUACACCUACAAAUCUCAGCCAACUACCACAAUAACCCUCUUAAAUCAGUCAAUGCCUCCUAAAGCUUUUAAAUAAAUCCUAUUUCUUAUAUAAAUCUAAUCUAAAUGUCAAUUAGACUCAUUAACUUUAUAGAUUAUUUAUUCAAGAUAAAUGUUAUUAUUUAUUUUUCCUUAGGAAAAUGAUUUGACUUAAUAUUAAAAAAUCUUUUUCCAUUCUAAGUAAAAUAUAUAUUUUAUAACUGAUUUUAGUGUUGUUUUGUUAAAAAAGAAUCUAUUUUCUUUCUCUAAACAAUUGUGCCUUGGCAGUUAUCUUCACAUCUUAUGUUGUUGCUUACAGUUAAUAUAUUUGUUGGGUAUUGAUUGAUAAUGUUGAAAUUUCUUGCAGUUUUUGUUUGUUUUUGUUUUUUUCAUAUAAAAAUUACCUAGUUCCAAAGAAAAUGAAUUAGAUAACUUGUUACAGAAAAGGCACCUAUAAGUUGCUAUUUGGUGUUGCAAUAGUACCAGCAACAACAAUGAACCUCUGUGUGGUCAUCUGACCUGUUAGAAAAAGCAGCCAAAUUACACUCAACCAUUUUAAAAAGAGAAAGCAUAUUUUUGAUGAUGUAGUACUUAAAUAUGCCAAAUCAUGGGAUGGUCAUGGCUGGAGUGCUUCUAAUCAUGUGUGCUCAGUCAAAGUUGAUCUGAGCUCAGGCUAAACAACAAAACUGUCAAUAGUGUUUACUGGAGUCAAGAGUAAAAAAAAAAGAAAUUCUAAUGUUCACAUAGAAUAUAUAGAGUAAUAUUUUGUUGUUUCUCAUUGUAUAUAAAUAUUUAUGGAAGUGAAAUUCAAAUUCUAUCUGGAAUUAUUUAAUUCAAAUACCAAGAUAUCUGCAGAAUGAAAACAAGUAUGACUGUGGUUAAGAAGUUAACUUUGCAACUACAAGGUGUUGGGUUCAGUCUCAUCACAUGGCACUUAGGGCAAGUGUUUUCUUUCUUAACCUUGUGUUUGUCAAUGGUAGAAUUUGGUUGAAGGAAAGUGUGGAAGUCUUUUGUAUGUGGUUAUAUCAACAUUGGGAGCAAACUGGUACAUACUCACUGAAAUAUCUUGUGACAAUUGCUAUUUACCUUUAUUACAUUGCCUACUUUGCAUUUCAUAUUUUAUGAGAAUGGUAGAGGAAACAUUAGUGAAAGCUCUGGGUUGAUAUAAUAAUCGACUUGAAGGUUGUACCCCAGCCUAGAUGCAGUCCAAUCACUAAAACCAAUGUAAGUAAAAGAAUAACUGUUUUUCUGAUAUGCCAAAGACAAUUAGAUUUUUGUCGUGCUAUAAUGGAGUGAUCAGCCUAAACUAUUAUGGGAUUUCCCUUGUUAAAAUGUUUUGGUAUACAAAUAAUAAUUCUUUUGAAUUUUGGUACAAUGUCAGAAAUUUUAUUAAGGGAUGCAGGAAGUCAAUUACAUUGACCCCCACCCCACCCCGUGCUCUAUCAGUACUUUUUUUUUACCCCAAAAGGAUGAAAGGCAGUCAGCCUUGGCAGCAUUUGCAUUCAGAACAUAAAGAGGCAAAAGAAAUACCACUAAGAAUUUUGUCUGGUGCAGUAGCAAUUCUACCAGCUUGCCACCUUAAUAAUCCUUUCUACUGAAAGCACAAGGCCUGAAAUUUUGGGGAGGGGACUUAAUAGUUGAUUGCAUCGACCCCAGUGAGUCACUGUUAUUUAAUUUAUCGAUUGCGAAAGGCAAGGUUGACCUCAGCGGAAUUUGAACACAGAACAUAGUGAUGGGCAAAAUACCGCUAAGCAUUUUGUCCAGCGUGCUAACGAUUUGGCCAGCUCACCACCUUGUUGCCACCUUAAUAAUGGUCAAUAUAAUUCUUGAUCUCUCACAACUUGUCAUGACUGACUAUAUCAUCAUAGCAGUCAUGAUAUCCUUCUAAAUACUGAUCCAUUGUCAAUAAUAUAAAACCAGGUUUCAUUAGAUUUCUGCUGUGCUAAAUCCACUAGCCUAGUUGCUGACAAUGUCACAUGUUUCCCAAACUAACACUUCCACCUGGUCUUUCAGUGGGUGCCUUUAGCAAGGUUCACUCUCCUGUAAACACUUGGAGCAGACCUCCAGUUUUCUCCCUUUAGUAGGAGACCUUUUGGAGUAACACCACUGUCACUUGGUCUUUAUAUGCCUUCAGCAAAGUUAACUGUGUUUCAAGCAUUCAGAUCAGAAUCUCCAAGUUUUCUUCCUUCACCAGAAGGCCUAAAGCCACCAUUUGGUCUUUGUGUACCUUUAAUGAGGUUCACUCUCACUCUGUUGUAAGCAUUUGAACCAGACUAGCACUCACUGUAUUCUGACAGCCAACAUAUUCCCUGAAGAUGUCAGAGAAGAACUGGAAAGGUCUUGGUACUCCCAUGAGACUAUUUGCUAUAAAAAAAAGUAAAUAUUUCUAAAGAUGUGAAUUUCAUAACAAUAUUACUCACUCACUCCUUAUAAAUCUGAGGUUUGUAUCGAUGCUUAAUCAAUUUUAUCGAUGCUUAAUCAAUUUUAUCAAGCCCAUCUUUAGAAACAGUAGCCAAAUUUCCACCCUGAAUCACAUCCUAUUAUCAUAAAGAAAAAUGCAGGAUGUGUUGAGUAAGGAAUUUAUGCAAAAAAAAAAAGGUGACAUGAUCACUGCAGGAAUACCUUUGAUCAUAAAUCUGUUCAGUCAGGUCAGUCCUGGGGUUAAACAACAACAACAAUCAGUUUUAUGUAACCCUUUUGAUACCAUAUUUUUGUUGAAAUACAUAACAUUUUUUUUUCAAUAACUUUUUAAAAUAAUGGAUUUAGUAACAUAACUUUGUCAUUAUUAAGCUGCUGUUUGGUGCAUGCACUAACACGAAAUUUGGAUGAAAGACUUUUGUUUAGAUCACUUUGAAAUAGAAAAUUUGUGUUAUCUGACCAGGAACACAGGCAGAUUGGUAUCAAAAGGGAGUUGUGUCAACAUAUCCAUUUUAAUUAGCAAUGAUUGUAAAUACUUUGAUUGUCUGAGAUUUAUCUACAUAAAUUUAUGUGUUUGUAAGGGACAUGGCAUGUCCUAAACUAAGUUUCUUUCUGCCUAUUGUGGUGAAUUUUUAGAGAUAAUGUUUUUCUUGUUGAACAAAGAGGAUAUUUUACAUAACUUUUCAUUAUUGAACAUUCCUUGAUUGUUAUAUGAACUCUUAUAUAUUUCUGACUCAGUUGUAUGUUAUUCUUAUGAAACUGAAAUAUGCUGUUAACUAUGCAACUUGUUUUGUAGCUAACUGUUCUGAGAUAAAGUUUAGUUUUAAUAA
This is a messenger RNA of Octopus bimaculoides (California two-spot octopus), 5801 nucleotides long. RefSeq names its product non-homologous end-joining factor 1. Gene Ontology annotation, molecular function: DNA end binding. Gene Ontology annotation, cellular component: DNA ligase IV complex; nucleus. NCBI's taxonomy places the organism in Eukaryota, Metazoa, Mollusca, Cephalopoda, Octopoda, Octopodidae. Gene Ontology annotation, biological process: double-strand break repair via nonhomologous end joining. The record is from RefSeq and is a predicted model, not a curated record.